Molecule: messenger RNA, 2459 nt
Organism: Bursaphelenchus xylophilus (pine wood nematode)
Lineage: Eukaryota; Metazoa; Nematoda; Chromadorea; Rhabditida; Aphelenchoididae
Source: the annotation of a GenBank genome assembly
AUGGAACCUGGAAGUUUUAGUUCGGUAUUUGGUACGUUUACCUUCAACGACUUUCAACAUUAUCCUAGAUGAUACUGAGUUCAGGAACUGCUAUUCUAGUUCAAAAAGCGAUGGUGGUGAAGAAAAUACUUUCGAUUGUCUUGAAAGCAAGAUUACAUCGAAAAUUAGCAGGUAUUAAUGUUUUAGAAUCUUGUUUGAAUAUCCCAGAGUCUAAUAUGCUGCCAUUUAUAGCGUGGAACCGAGCGGAAGACGAAAGCUUCACCAUGAGCCGGUUAUACCUAAAGACAUUUUCUCAAACUCAACCCAGCUCAGUCAUACAGAUAGCUACAACUCAGGCGAACAAGACUUUAAGGAAAAUGUAAAUCUGAGAAACCCUAUCCGCAAGAAUAAACCCUGGGAGCAAUUCGCGCACAAUUAUUACCGCUUCAAUCAUUUGGUUGGUUUUCGAUAACUGUGGACGGUCGAUUAUUAUGUGUCUUGAUUGAAUAUGUUUCAGCCUAAUUCGCCACAUGAAAAUGAAGGAAAAAAGAAAAAACGAAAAAAUCAAAAACAUUGUAAGUCUAUUAUUUUCGAUGUCGUUUAGGUCCUCUGAAGUUACCAGCACUCAACAAGCGCUAGCAAAUAAAAACCCAAAAUUUGUUAUCUAAAUUUACCAGUUGACCACUUUUUUUCGCAUUUUUCUGCGGCAAAAUGACUUUUCGCCGGGUUGCGAACGCAGUUUUUUUAUCGCUCUGGACUUAUCAUCGGCGCGAAUUUUUGGAUUUGAAUCUCGAGAGUUCCGAUGCAUGGAAAAUAAAUCUGAACGGCAUUGUCUCUCCCAUUUCACCAUGACUCGACUCCAUCUUGCAGCCGACCGGGCCCCGGCUCCCAGAAUCAAUUCCACCAACGGAUUCAUUGAUGAACGACGCAAAGCAAAAGAAUACACGGCGCCUCCAGUGGACCACCAGACGGCCGAGGCCGACCUUCGGCCCACCACAAUGGCCAGAUUGGAUCAUCUGAGUGCACAAAUAUACGACUUCCAUCGACGACAUGAACAGUCCAUGAAUUCAUUGAACGAAAAGCUACAUCUCCGGGAUCUUCUCUAUUACGCGAUCUCUCCGCACUUUCCCGGGUGUGGCCUUUACAUUGUGGGAUCUACUUUGAACGGAUUUGGUUCAAAUUCAUCGGAUAUGGACUUGUGUUUGAUGAUCACCCCCAGAGACGUAAGUAUGUUUCUUUGUUUAGUUUUGGGUUUUUUUAGAUUUCUUAUGGCUUAGUUUCAGUUGGAUCAGCGAGUUGACGCAAUCUUGGUGUUGACCUCGGUCAUGGGACAUCUAAAAGAUCUUCCUUGGGUCAAGGAGAUGGACCUCAUAUUUGCCAAGGUACCGAUCCUCCGUGCUACUUUCAAUCCGCCCUUUGAGAAGAUUGUGGUCGAUUUGAAUGCCAACAAUUCAGUGGCCAUUCGCAAUACUCAUCUUUUAUGUUACUAUUCGGCUUGUAAGUGGUUGAUGUUUUAAUCAUGACUGCUUUAGUCGAUUGGAGAGUCCGUCCAUUGGUCUGCGCAGUCAAAGGAUGGGCCAAGAAACGGGGGAUCAACGAUGCGAACCAAUCCUCUCUGACCUCUUAUUCUCUGGUAAUGAUGGUCAUCCACUAUCUUCAAUGUGGCGUUAGUCCCGCCGUUAUCCCAUCGCUUCAGCAGCUCUUCCCUGAUCGUUUUGGAAAUAAGAUUGAUGUUCGUUCUUUGAAUGUUACGUUACCUUUAGACUCUAUGGAUUGGCAACAUGGGCGGAAUAUGAUGUCAUUGGGAGAACUUCUUCUGGGUUUUCUCCAUUAUUAUGCACAUUGUUUUAAGUAUGUUUUAUCUCGGUUUAUUGUCAAUGGAAAUUUGGAAAGGCUUUUAAUGGAUGAACCUUAUAGUUUUGAUACAAUGGCAAUUAGUGUUCGUCUUGGACGUGCUGUUGACCGUGCAUAUGUGGCUAAGAACAAAUCCCCAUUCAACUCUCUCUCUCAGUGGAGAUGUAUCUGCAUUGAAGAACCCUUCACCUACUCUAACACUGCUCAUUCAGUAUUCGAUGAGCGAGUCUUCAGUUGCAUCAAACAGUCAUUCGAAGAGGGAUACAAUGCUCUCGUCGCCGAAAGAGAUCUGGGCGUUCUGAUCCAAACCGAGCCUAUCAGAUUGGGAGAGUGAGUUGCAUUGUACCGUUGAUGAGUUGAUUUUAGGGGCGUGCCGAUCGGAUUCCGCCAUUUCCGUGUUCCAGUCAUCCGUUACGACCGGGAGAAUCAUGAGGCCACCGAGAAGAAGAUUGUCCAAACGGUGGCGUCCUUCCAUCUCGACAAGACUAAAUAAAAAAUCCUACCCAUCCAGAAGUGUCCACAGCAUCAGUCAUAUCUAAAAACACGACUCUUCCAGGUACUAACGGGUGGAAUAAAUAGGAAAUACUUAUCUAAUAUCUAUAGUAAAUAGUUUUUAGUUAGUGUAA